Molecule: messenger RNA, 537 nt
Organism: Angiostrongylus costaricensis
Lineage: Eukaryota; Metazoa; Nematoda; Chromadorea; Rhabditida; Metastrongylidae
Source: the annotation of a GenBank genome assembly
AUGAGAACAUAUCAGCUGCUUACCGCAGUUGCCGUGGUGACGCACUAUGAGAUAAUCGAUUCCGUCACCAAAACGAGAGAUUUCUUCUAUGGUCGUGAACGGGACCAGAUUGAAAAUGGCUCCAGAGUUUCCACUUCUGGUCACAACUUUUUCGUUUUAAAGGAAACAUUGACGAAGGAACUUGGAUCGCCCGAAGAACAGCCGGACGCUGUAACUCAAGACAAGAAUGUCGUGGUCAGAGAAGGCGGUUGUCGGUCGGUUGUCGGGAGACUCAGAGGAAAUCAGUUUCUUUCACUCGAUAAAGGCUGCCAGGAGAGGAAUGCUGUCCACGAUAUUUGUCAUGCGCUUGGACUUCUCAACACGAUAAACCGAUUUGAUCGCGACAGUUAUAUUCAAAUCGUCGCGCGCAAUAUGAAAUCGUCUUUCCUCCGCGAUUUCACAAAAGUGCAUCCGACAUACGCCGAGGUGUAUCUACUCACUUACGACUACGGCAGUGUCCUGCGUUACAACGAGCAAGCGUACAUCUACGGCUCUUGA